ACUCUUAAUCGCUUGAACAAGUUAGUGUUUUUCCCCCAAAUUUUGUUGAAUUUCGUGGAUAAAGUCAAUGACCAAUGUGGAUUUGUUUCUUCACGUUGCUGUGAAGGAGAUGGAAAGAAGAAAACUUUACCGUGCAGGGAGAACGAUGGCUUUCUGCAACUGAGCAAUGCCAGCGAUGAUUUUGAAUAUAAACAAACAAAAUAUAGUCACAUGCAUGGCCGCCCUGCCUGCCUGCUUGCUUUCACGUUACGAUCAAAGCUACUGAUUUAGAAAAUUCCUUUCCGGAUUUGCUUUAACGGAAGCUGAGAUCCUGCUCGCUCCUUUAUUCCGGCGAUCGGAAGAAGCUAGAGCACCAGGCUAAUGCAGAUUCAGGGCGAUCAACCUUUCCUGGCUAGGGCUACGACCUUGGCCGCAGAUAUUAUAGCAGACGACCUGAAAAGCCUCAAACCGUUAAACAAUACCGUGCCUGGUCGGGUUCGGCCCAAACGCGAAGAAUCUUUUGGCCACGACCUUGCGCACGCGGCCGUCGAGACUUAUUUGGUUACUCGCCUCAGUUUCAAGCUUUUUUCCUAUCUCGGGUUAGGUUAUCAUUGGAUUACACGACUUCUUGGACUUUGUAUUUAUGCAAUGCUACUUAUGCCUGGGUUUCUUCAAGUUGCAUUUUAUUACUUCUUUUCACCCCAGGUCCAUCGGAGUGUUGUUUAUGGUAACAAACCAAGAAAUAGAGUAGAUAUAUUUUUGCCAACACCUAGAAGUAGUAGAAGUAGUCCAAAGCCUGUUGUGGCAUUUGUCACAGGUGGAGCAUGGAUUAUUGGGUACAGGGCAUGGGGUUCUCUCUUAGGAAGACAGUUAUCAGAAAGGGAUAUCAUAGUGGCAUGCAUUGAUUACAGAAACUUUCCACAGGGAACAAUAAGCGAUAUGGUGGAAGAUGUUUCUCAAGGUAUUUCAUUCAUUUGUAACCAUAUUACUGAAUAUGGAGGUGACCCAAACAGGAUUUAUCUCAUGGGUCAAUCUGCUGGAGCACAUAUUUCUGCAUGUGCUCUUGUGAAACAGGCAAUUAAAGAAUCAAGAGGAGAAAAGGUUUCUUGGAGCGUUUCAAGCAUAAAAGCAUACUUUGGUUUAUCAGGCGGGUACAACUUACCGAGCCUAGUUGAUCACUUCCAUGACCAAGGAUUAUAUCGCUCUGUUUUAUUCAGUAUAAUGGAAGGUGAAGAGUGUUUGGAAAGUUUCUCUCCUGAUAUUAUGGCACAAGAUCUGAGCUCUAGAAAAGCUGUCUAUUUGCUGCCUCAUGUUAUCCUAUUCCAUGGCACUGAAGAUUGCUCCGUUCCUUCAGAUGCAAGUAAAGCAUUUGUAGAUACUCUCCAUGGAGUGGGGGCUCAAGCUGAACUGGUAUUGUACAAGGGGAAAACGCAUUUGGAUUUGUUCCUCCAUGAUCCUCUGAGAGGCGGUAAAGAUGAGCUGUUUGAUUAUCUGGUGGCAUUCAUACAUUCCAGCAACAAAGAAGCUCUCGCUAUGGACGCCAUUGCCCCUCCAAGAAGACGCCUCAUUCCUGAAUUUCUGAUAAAAUUGGCUCGCAGAAUCAGCCCAUUUUAAGCCUCAAGGAUAUAUAGGUGCCUUGUAUAAAAUACAAAGGGAUUUUAAUUUGUAAAAAAU
Ipomoea nil (Japanese morning glory) is the source of this 1653-nucleotide messenger RNA. Its product is annotated as probable isoprenylcysteine alpha-carbonyl methylesterase ICMEL2. The record is from RefSeq and is a predicted model, not a curated record. The transcript is spliced from 11 exons. Lineage: Eukaryota; Viridiplantae; Streptophyta; Magnoliopsida; Solanales; Convolvulaceae. Bases 361 to 1593 code for a protein of 410 amino acids.